Guillardia theta CCMP2712 is the source of this 1566-nucleotide messenger RNA. RefSeq lists its product as hypothetical. The coding region runs from base 1 to 1566 and encodes 521 amino acids. The transcript has a single exon. The record is from RefSeq and is a predicted model, not a curated record. Lineage: Eukaryota; Cryptophyceae; Pyrenomonadales; Geminigeraceae.
AUGCGAUCGUGCAGCUGGUUGCACUUGGUUCUCAUUGGAGCCGCGGCAAGGAGCUGCCUACAGGAUCCCAUGCUCAGGGGAGGUGCGGCAGCGCUCAUCGGCCAUAGGGCUCGAGUUGCGAUGAGAGGAGGGUACCAGGACAUGAUGUACACCGACAAGACGUUCUCUCCCGAAGACUUCACGGCCCUCUUUUCGCUGCAGGACAACGAUCUCAUCUCGCUCUGCCAUGCAUGCGGCAUCAACCCUUUCGGAAUGACUUCGACGGAGAUGAUUCAUGCGCUUCAGAACGUCGAGGGAAUCUACAAGGAGUUCCUCUCCGAGGCCCUGGAGGAGAUCAGGACCGGCCGGCCAGCGGAUUGCUACCUGAACAACACAGGCAUGGAGGACGAAGCUGGGAUGCAGCCUGUUGAGGUCAUGCAGGUGAUCAACGAAGCUCCAAGAUUCGAGAACCUGAGGAAGGGCUUCUUCGACCCCCCUCAGCAAGGGAUCCCAACUUACCGUUCAGCGCUCAACCCGGUUCCUCGCAACUUGAAGUCGCCCGUGAAUCAAGAUGAGAAGCUUGACAUUGAUCAACUUGAAGUGAAGAAUCCCCCGAAGAGGGCGAGGAAGGAUGCACAGCCGGCAAGAGGGAAAGGGAGGGGGAGAGGUGGAGCGAGAGUUGGCCAGACCAGAAAGGGAGCAGGAGGAGGCAGAGCAGGAGGAGGAGAAGAGAAUGAUGGAGGAGGAGUUGAUGAAGAAGGAGGAGACGAGGGAGGAGCAGCAGUCGAAGGUGCAGAAGGGAGAGCUGGAGCCAUGGGCAAGACGAAGUCUUCAGCGCGCAUGGAGAUGCCUCCUAGAUUCUGUCAGUUCCCCAAAGGAUGUCCGGAGCUGCCCUACUGGGGCUACAUAGACGACGGGGUGCCGAGAUUUUGCCUCAAGCACCGCCACGACCACCACAUAGACGUCCGGAGCCCCCCGAGGUUCAAGUACAUGGGGAUUGCUCCCAACGGCACUAGAGUCUUCAGCCUGCGCAAUAUCCCAGUGGCAGAGGACCCCGACAACCCCGAGGACGCGCUGAGGUUGAUGAGACACUUUGACGAUGACCACCUGUGCGACCUGUGCGGAGCCAACGGGCUGGUACAGAUGGCGUACGAGUUUCCCUUCCUCCUCUGGAAGUGGGACACCAGGAGGGUACAGCAUGAGGUGUGGAUGAAGGAAGUUGGGAGGAUGCCGUCUCCUCCUCCUCCUGAGACCUUCGACUUCAACCCUGACCUGUUCCCCAAGGGCCCGUACUACACGCCCUCCGAUGUGGAGUGGAAGCGCUUCGAGGGGACGCAGGAGGGAGUGGACCUGAGGACCAACAAAGACGUAGAGGAUGCGGAGGAGCUGUAUGCAAUCCUGGAGGAGGAGCGAGAGCUGGCGGAGAAGGAGACGGAGGAGGAGAAGCAGAAGUUUGUCGACGAGUUCAUAGCCCGUUCCAUUGCCAACCAGCGAGCACUCGGCCUGCUGGGCAACAAGACCAGGGAGGGCUCGAGGAAGAGUAAGAAAGGGGACGCCAACGACAUCUUCAAGAUGGACAGCGGUUGA